Molecule: messenger RNA, 2379 nt
Organism: Gaeumannomyces tritici R3-111a-1
Lineage: Eukaryota; Fungi; Ascomycota; Sordariomycetes; Magnaporthales; Magnaporthaceae
Product: histone H1-binding protein
Exons: 4
Coding region: 311-1921 (536 amino acids)
Biological process (GO): CENP-A containing chromatin assembly; DNA replication-dependent chromatin assembly
Cellular component (GO): nucleoplasm
Molecular function (GO): histone binding
Source: RefSeq, a predicted model, not a curated record
AUUGGAGUGAUUGUGUCGCGUCAUGCUGGGGAAGCUCAAGCUCCCGCCCAGCGCCAUCCCUUCUCAGCCCUUGUCGUGCGACUGCCUGGGCAACCCAGCGCAAUCCAUGUGGCCACCCGCAAGCCAAACAACAGCUCACAACCCCCUCAUUAUUAUUGAUCUGUUCACCUGUCUCCCCUUCUCAACUGCAUUUAAUUGGCAGUCCAGGCCGCCAACUCGAGGUCAACACGUCCAACUACGUCACGCAACUCCCACCAACGAAACAACAACUUCUUCCAGAUAGCCCAUCCCCCAUCCUCCAAUUGACACAAUGGCCGACGACAUGCCGGCCGAGACCAGGCCGCCCGUCGCUGAAGGCGCCGCCGACGCGCCCGCCGCCGUCCCUCUCGCCGUCACCGCCCUCUCCGGGGCCGUCGCGUCGGCCACCGCGAGCGCCGCCGGCACCCCGGGCCCCGGAACGGGCGCCACGACGCCGGCGCUGGACCCGGACCAGAUCGACAAGUCGCUCAGGGUGUCGCUCGCCGACCUGACGGCCAAGGCGACGGCCCUGUACGUGCACAAGAACUACGAGGACGCCGCCGAGCUCUUCUCCCAGGCCGCCCAGAUGCAGUCGGAGAUGAACGGCGAGAUGAACCCCAGGAACGCCGAGAUCUGCUUCCUCUACGGCCGCGCCCUCAUCAAGGUCGGCCAGUCCAAGAGCGACGUAUUUGGCAGCAAGGCCCCCGACACGAAGAAGGCGAAGCCCGCCGCGAAGAAGGCGGCCAAGCCUACCGAGGCCGCCGGGGAGUCUUCAGAGGCCAAGCCCGAGGAGCCCUCACCGGCUGAGCGCAUCACCGAGGAGGGUGUCGCCAUCGCCGCGGCCGAGGUGGGCGGCGCCAAGGACGACUCUGCCCAGCCUAAGAAGCCUCUGUUUCAGUUCGAGGGCGACGACAACCUGGUGGACUCGGAUUCGGACGGAGAAGAGGCUGCCGAGGGCGAGGAGCAGGAGGAGGACGACGAAGAUGACCUCGCCACAGCCUUUGAGAUUCUCGAGAUGGCCAGGGUGCUGUACGAGAAGCAGCUGAAGGAGCUCGAGGAGGAGUCUUCGGAGGCAAAAGGCAAGGAGAAAGCCGAGGGGGAUUCACCCUCGCUGCGGCACGUCAAGGAGCGCCUGGGCGACACCCACGACCUACUGGCAGAGAUAUCACUGGAGUGCGAGCGCUUCAAGGACGCCAUCCCAGACUUUCGCAAGUCACUGUCGUACAGGAAGGACUUGUAUCCGCAAGAACACGAACUGAUCGCCGAGGCGCACUUCAAGCUCUCCCUGGCGCUCGAGUUCGCGUCAGUCGUCGCCGACAACGACGACAAAUCCGAAAGCGUGCAGCACGUGGACCAGGCCCUGCGCGACGAGGCUGCUACGGAACUCGAGGCGGCCAUCGCGAGCACCAAGCUGAAGUUGCAGAACCAGGAGGUAGAGCUGGCCAUGAACCAUUCUCCUGACGACAAUGACGUAACGAGAAAGGAGAUCACCGACAUUAAGGAGGUCAUCGCCGACAUGGAGCAGCGGCUUGUGGAACUUCGCGGCAUGCCGGUGGAUGUCGAGAAGCUCUUGGGCAAGGAUAACCCCCUCAGCGGUAUCCUGGGAGCCGCCCUUGGCGAGACUCCUAGCCAGGUCGAGGCCCGCGUGCAAGAGGCCACGAAAAACGCGACGGACCUUUCUGGGCUGGUGCGCAAGAAGAAGGCGCCGGCCGGUGAGGAGGAGAAGCCAGCUGUGGUCGAUGCCGAUGGUGCAAACGGCUCUGCCGCCAACGCCAACGCCAACGCCAAAGCCAAGAGCAACGGCAAGCGCAAGCUAGACGAGACCGACGCCGAUGCAGAAGCCUCGGACGACUCGACCUCCAAGAAGGCGCGCGUCGAAGAUGCUAUCUCGGCUGAGUCCUAACUCACGAGGUAUUCGCUGAGCAUGACGUUUAACCUUGCCCCGCCUUUUCUCCCCUCUCUACGCCUGUCUGGCUCCUUUCGCAUCUCCAUGUCGUUGUCUGGCCGACGGGAUCGGACGACGCACUCUACGCAGACGACGACUGAUGGAUCAUAACGGUCUACGAGGACUGUUUUACGACCGCUGUGUUUUCUUCUUUGCUUGAUCUGGCGAUGGUGAAUUUGCACGCCAUGGAGUUAAAAUCCUGUACUAUUACAUGUUUCGAGAAACGCAACGACGUGUCCUGGCAAUAUCUGGGUUGCCAUGUUUGGGGGAAUACGGGAUACUGGGUGGUGUUGGGCUUUGUCCCCCACUUUCUUUAGCAGGGGAUCUGUUAAAUAGGUGGCUGUCUGAAGGAGGAGGAGCUAGUUGGCCUCGAUAGGAAAAAGAAGAGCUUUUUGGCUUAUGGUGCCAGACUGAGA